UCGCAAGACAGCGAGCUGGACCAGAACCCGGCCGAGAGUCGACUUUCCUUCAGAUCCGGAGAGCAGAAAGGCACUACUUCAAAGCCCUUCUCUGACCUUUGCAGAACCCAUUGUGAAAGCUUACCGGGACGUUGCCGUGUUUACUGUAUAGUGUAUUUAUAACAGCAGAUCAAGAGACUCCUGGGCCGAAUUCCUCCCAGGGAAUGUUUCCGUUGCUCCCUGGGGGACGAGCCGAGCAGCCGCACACUUUGCCUGAAUCGAGAAGGGAGCACUACGUAAACCACAAAGCACCUUUUAAGCUCAAAAAACCCAGCGCUGCUGCCUUCAGGGGACGUAAACGGCUGCGAGCCAGAGAGAUAACCUGGUCUCCUAUUAGCAGGUCCCUGGAUGCCCCACGGUGCCUUGUCCUCGGCCGCCCAGUGCUUCCCAAUGGCCGGGAGUUGACCCCGCCCACCAGGAUGACGCUGCGCGAGCAGCUAAGGGAGAAGAUCUCGGCGGCCUUUUACCGCCACGGGCUGCUGUGCGCCUCCUACCCAGUACCCAUCAUCCUCUUCACAUCUGCUAGCAUCCUCACCUGCUGCUAUCCGUUGUUGAGGCUUCCCCUGCCCGGGACAGGUCCUGUGGAGUUCACCACAGGGGUGCGAGACUACAGCGUCCCUUCCCAUGAGCCACAGGGAGACCUCGGAGAAAGGCCCGACUGGUAUCGGGGCCCUCCGGUCGCCUACAUCCAGCAGGUGUUGGUGAAGGCGGCGGUGUCUCCGUGGGACAGCAGCCUGGUGCCGGUGGACAUGUUCCGAUCGCCGCUGGGCCAAGUCUUCAGCCUGCUGGAGGAGAUCCGCAACCACGUCCACUCUGACGGCUCGGGGGUUCGGAGUCUGGAGACGCUGUGUCUCCAGGUGACAGACCUGUUUCCAGGAUUACGGCGGAUGCAGUCGGUGCUGCCGGAGCACGGCUGCCUGCUCGUUUCUCCUGGAAACUACUGGCAGAACCAGCGCGAGCUGUUCGACUCGGACUCGGACCUCCUCAAGACCAUCCAGAAGCACGAACCUAAAGGCCUGCACACCUCUGCCACGCUGCGAGACCUGCUGUUCGGCGUUCCCGGGAAGUACACAGGUGUCAAUCACUACAACAGGAAGAGGGUGGUGACAUACACGAUCACUGUAGUGCUGUCCAGCUACGAUGCAAGGUUCCUUGGCAGCCUGCGGGCUCGUCUGAAGCAGCUCCACCCGUCAGCCAACUGCAGCCUGAGAGACGACCACAUGGUUCACGUCCACUUCAAGGAGGAGAUCGGCAUCGCAGAGCUCAUCCCCCUCGUCACCACAUACAUCAUCCUUUUCGCCUACAUCUACUUCUCCACACGUAAGAUCGACAUGGUGAAGUCCAAGUGGGGUCUGGCUCUGGCUGCUGUGGUCACAGUUCUCAGCUCUCUGCUCAUGUCUGUGGGAUUGUGUACACUGUUUGGACUGACACCCACGCUCAAUGGAGGUGAGAUUUUUCCGUACCUCGUGGUGGUGAUCGGCCUGGAGAACGUCUUGGUCCUCACCAAGUCUGUGGUGUCUACGCCCGUCGACCUCGAGGUCAAACUCCGCAUCGCUCAGGGCCUUAGUAAUGAGAGCUGGUCUAUCAUGAAGAACAUGGCCACUGAACUGUGCAUCAUCCUCAUUGGAUAUUUCACUCUAGUGCCAGCUAUCCAGGAGUUCUGUCUGUUUGCUGUGGUGGGGCUGGUGUCUGACUUCUUCUUGCAGAUGUUCUUCUUCACCACAGUACUAUCUAUAGACAUCCGCCGCAUGGAGCUGGCUGACCUGAACCGCCGCCUGCCAGCGGAAGCGGGUCUUCCUCCACCCAAGCCCGGCCCGCUGCGUCCACGUGAGGUCCCCCCUCCCCCGAGACCUUCCCCUCACACGAUCACCCUGCAGACCCCGGCCUUCAGGAACCUGAGGCUUCCCAAGAGGCUGCGUGUGGUUUACUUCCUGGCCCGCACACGCCUGGCUCAGCGCAUUAUCAUGGUCGGCACGGUGAUCUGGAUCGGCAUCCUCGUCUAUACCGACCCGGCCGGGCUGCGCACCUACCUGGCCGCGCAGGUGUCUGAGCAAAGCCCUCUGGGAGACCCCGGGGGAGGCGGGCUGCCCCCUCACCUUGGGGUGGCCCCUGUCUUCCGCGGAGGAGAUCCUACCAGCACCCUCAGCGUCCACCCCGCACCAGAUCCGACCCCCUUACCCGAGAACCAAUCGCAGGGUCACCACGGCUCAGGCAGGGCAGAGCCUCUCCCCCAGGCCCCGCCCACCGUGCCUCAGAUCACCUGGGGGUCGGAGGAUGAGGAGGGAUGGAGGAGACUCUCCUUCAGGCACUGGCCAUCGCUCUUCAGCUACUAUAACAUCACUUUAGCCAAGAGGUACAUCAGCAUCUUACCCGUCAUUCCCGUCACCGUUCACCUGAGCCCGCAGGAGGCCAUCGAGACGCGUCACCCUCAGGACACCAGGCACCCACCGCCACCCAUUCCCAAGGUCUCUGCAGAUCUACAGACGGACCUCACCCUCUACAAGGUGGCAGCUCUGGGCCUGGCUGCGGGCGUCCUGCUGGUUCUGCUGCUCUUCUGUCUCUACCGGGUUCUGUGUCCAAGGAACUACGGACAGAACGGCGUCGCCCACGGGCGCCGGCGCCGAGGGGACCUGCCCUGUGACGAUUACGGUUACUCGCCGCCCGUCAGCGAGAUCUCACCGCUCCUGCUGAGGGGCCACAGUAUGGACAUCGAGUGUUUGGCCAGCGACGGGAUGCUGCUGGCUAGCUGCUGCCUGGCGGGACAGAUUCGGGUUUGGGACGCCCAGACUGGUGACUGUCUGACUGUCAUCCCAAACCACGGGCUGAGGCGGAGCAGCAGCAGCGGCUGCUGGGAUCAGCGGGACGGCUGGGACAGCAUGAGCGGCGCCGCCGAGUCGGAAUGUUUAGGCUCCGAAGGUCGCGACACGUCCAUCAGCGGCGACGGCCUAUCAGAGGACGAGGGCUACCCGCUGAGACGCCGCACCGCGCCCGCCCGGCCCGUCCUCUUCACCGACCAGCCGGAUCUCACCCCGCUCAUCGACACCAACUUCACCUCUCAGCCACCCUGCCACCUCUCCACCCCUCCCAGAGGAGGCUUUGACUUUGGAGGCCUGGUGGAGCGUGCCUACAUGGAGCACGAGCCCCCCUCGCCCUCCGCCUACCCUUCUCCCUCUUCAGCAUCAUCCUCACCGCCCUCAGGUGCUCAGCUCCAUAGUUUAGGGGAUGCAGGAGCCCCUCUGAACCAAGAGAGGGCCUCCGCAGCAGGGACACAUGCAACCGCGGACUGGGACAGCUCAGUCUGGGCCAUGGAGCUGAGAGGAAAUCUGAUAGCUGCCGGGAGGAGCAGCGGGAAACUGGAGUUGUGGGACGCGGUGGAAGGGUCGCUACGCUGCAGUAACGAAGACGGCGUCUCGGGGAUCACAGCUCUAGCCUUCCUCAACAACAGAAUCGUAGCGGCUCGGCUCAACGGGUCUCUAGAUUUCUUCACCGUUGAGAUAAACAAACCUCUGGGUCUGCUGCAGUACAGAGGUGCCCCCGGGCGAGGCAGCAUGCCUCCCUCUCCCUGUUACAGCAGCGAGGACGUGAUCAGCUGCCAGCUCACGCGCUCGGUGCAGUGCGCUCAUCAGAAGCCGAUCACGGUGCUGCGAGCGGCCGCCGGGAGGGUGGUCACCGGCAGCCAGGAUCACACAGUCCGGGUUUAUCGUCUGGAGGACUCGUGCUGCCUCUUCACCCUGCAGGGUCACUCUGGAGGGAUCACAGCCAUUUACAUAGACCAGACGAUGGUUCUGGCGAGCGGCGGGCAGGACGGCGCCAUCUGCCUGUGGGACGUCCUGACAGGGAGCCGCGUCAGCCAUGUUUACGGUCACCGCGGCGACGUGACCUCGCUGGUCUGCACCACCUCUUGUGUCAUCAGCUCAGGACUAGAUGACCUCAUCUGUAUCUGGGACCGCAGCACGGGGAUCAAGCUCUACUCCAUACAGCAGGACGUGGGCUGUGGGGCCAGUCUGGGAGUGAUCUCAGAGUCUCUCCUGGUGACGGGGGGUCAGGGCUGCGUCUCUUUCUGGGACCUGAACUUUGGGGACCUGCUGCAGACGGUCUACCUGGGCCAGAGCAGCGACGGCCAAGGAGUCCGGCAGCUGCUGGUGCUCGACAACGCCGCCAUCGUCUGCGACUUCGGCAGCGAGCUCAGCCUGGUGUACGUACCCUCGGUGCUGGAGAAACUGGACUGAGAGAGACGGACGGUAAAGACGUGGCGGUUAAUGUCGGUGGGAGCACUCGAAGAAACAAAAAAACAACAUGCACUCAAAACAUUCUUCUCCUGUUCAUCAUUUCGACUUUCCCACUGUUUUUUUUUUGCUCUUUUUGUUGUUUAUUGAUCAUUAGAUCAUACACAAGGCUCUUUUUUUUUUUUAUAGCAGUGAGUUUUAAAUGCAAGCCCGGGACACAACCUGCUGCAUUUUAUCAUCAGAGGGUGACAGACCCCCCCACGAGAUCACAUGACAUUUAACGAGGGUCAUGAGGUCCGUUCAAGAAAAAGCUGGAUGUUUCUCUUCCCUAAAGAGGAUCCACCAGUCACCAGUUUGUGCUUUUGUGUGUGUGUGUGUGUGUGUUUGUUUUUGUGGCUCUGCCCUCUAUGCUGCUGAUACGAGUGGGGCUUCUGAGGGAGGACCCCCCCCCUCCUCCUCCCCACCCGCCCAGAGAGGAAGAUAAAAACGGUCUUCUUAUUUUUUAAAUAUUCCCGCUGCCUCGUUCGCUCCACAGCGACGCGCAGCCACAGCUCGACGGGUCCACGGCCUGUUGGGAUAAGCUAAGCAGUUAUACAGAAAUGUGUGUGUGUGUGUGUGUGUGUGUGUGAGAGAGAGAACGUGAGACUGAAUGCAUGAAUGAAUCUGCCCUUUUUAUGACAAAACACUGCUGAGAACAAAAAUCGAUUGGUUACGUGUGUGUGUGUGUGUGUGUGUGUGAGAGAGAGAACUGAUGAUUACUGUAUAAAGUAAACCUCCAGAGGGGGCUGUUUUUAUAUGUAUAAAUCUAUUAUUUAUUAGCGAUACAUUUUUAAUAACAGUUUGUUUAUGAAUGGCUAAUCCUGGCUCUUAUACAAGAAUAUAAUGUGGAGAUGGUGACAUAACUGUAAGAUGGUGAUUUUUUUGGGGAGGGGAGGGGGAGCGGGGUGGGGCAUUGGUUUUAAAAUAAUUAUUUGUAAUAUUGAACUGGAAACACUGAAGUGUUUGUCGUUAUGGAGUCGGGGGUUUAAGCCUCUGAUUCUGGGGUUACUGAUGCUGUUCGAGGGGCCCCCCCCGAGGCCCCCCACCCCUCAGGCCCCCUGUAUGCUACACCUUCAUCAGGCUACCUCCAUUUUCCAAAACUGCUUGAAUUUUGGAUGAGAAUACUGACGUCAUCGCCGCGCACAGGCUGUCGACGGCUGACGUCAUGUUUACAUUGGCUACUGUAUUUUUUUAAAAAUUUGUGCCCUUUAGAGAUUUUUUUUUUUUUUUUUUUAAAUCGCUGUUUACUGUAACUGAUUCAUCUUAAACAGUUUUCAAUCCCGGAUUUUCCAUUUUGGCCACAAGCAAAAAUAAAACUUUACUGUACUUUGUCCGACGUCGGACCUCACAUCACAUUACAGUACGUUUUCUAGCCAUCGCCAUGUUGUUGAUGCACACGGAAGUGGAGCCAGUCAGUGAAAAUGUGAAGGCAACAAAUAGCUAUAAAAAAAAAAAAGAAGGCUAUAAAUCAAACGGCACCCAAAGACUUUGUGUCUCCUUUUAAAACGUUGCUCAAUUUUAUGCCCCUAUUAGCUAAAAAUACACAUAAUAUAUACACAGAUGCUCAAAAGCGUCGCCCUUGCUGUUAGACAAUGUUUCAUACUUAAAUUUGUUAAUAUAUUUGACAUUUAAUUCUAAAAAUCUGCAACUGAAUCGGACUCCUGAUGUAUCCCAGGGCUGUGACACUUAAACUAACUGUUGUCUGCAUUUCAUUUCUUAUAAACUUUGAGAGGUACGCACAUCAAAAAAAAUCUCCUGCUGGACCAAACGAGCAAAAAUUUUGAAUUCACACACUGUUCAUUGGUUCCCAUAAUGUUCUUUUUUUUUUCACUGUUGUUGUGCAAAGUCUCAGUCAGUAAUAGAUCUUCAUCAGGCACGAAACAUUUCCUUAAGCUUCACAUAUCAACUCAAAGUGAUGACGAUAAACAACAAACGGCCAUCGGUUACAACCUUAAACAAAUGCGUUUUAAAUGUGUACAGCUACAGAAUUGGAAAGCAAAGCCAUAUGUUGCUUUUUGUCUUGUUUUUUUUUUAUAUGUAUAUAUAUGUUUUGUUGUGAUGCUUUGUCUUCUAUGAGUGUCAGAAACAUUGCACAGCAGCAGUGAAUUCAAAAUGAUUGUGGGAGCAAAGACGCUGUGUGCAGUUUUAAUAUUUAUCGCUGAAAACCGUUAUAAAUCACAUUGGUUGGUUUAAAAAACACACGAUAUAUAAACAGUAAUCUGCUGCGAUGCUCUAUAAUUCAACACGACUAGUACAAAUACUAAAAGUCUUUAACAUGAAGCCCCUUUUUCAUAAUUUUACAAGAUUUAGUUGAUAACGCUGAAGUUCAACCAUUAAACCCAUAAUUUCUCCAAUUUUCUAAUUAUUUUUUUUGCUCUUCCUCUCACUGAAUAGUCACAUAGUAAGGGUUAAACAGCUUGCAGUGUUGAUACGCUAACAUAAUCCUCUCAGUCAGAUGUAUGACUGGUAAGAGAUGAAUAAAGAUUAGUUAGUAUCUGCGAGAUAAAAGUAACACUUUACCAGUGAUGGAAUAAUUCAGGUGUGAAGAGUUUUUACUGUGAAAAUCACAUUCCUCUCCGCAAACGUGGAAAUCCAUCACUAGUCAUUAACCAAACUGUUAAAUUUGUUGUUUGUCUACUCACAGAGCCAACAUUUGUUUUUGGCAGAUUUUUAUUUUAUUUCAAAACAUUUUAUGUGAUUUUUUAAAGUCUGAAAGUAGCCAGACAAUUUUGGGACGUAUUUGAACACCCAUUAGCUUGUUGUUGUAGGUGGUGCCUGAACUUCACCUGUUUACUCUGGACUCCUGUUUGUAAGAAUGUAGUCCUCCAGGUUUAAGACCUUUCCCUGACUGGCACCAACAACAUAAAGAAUGUAUUUUCUCCAAAUCAUCCACCAUCUACUGUAUCAGUGUCUACUGAAUGUAGUUCCAGGAGGCGUGACGAACAAAUCCGCUUUAAAAAAAAAACAAAAACAACAACAACAAAAAAACCAGCAACUAAAAUCCUUAACAGUAUCGCAUCGCAACACAAUGCACUAACCCUCUCUGACAAACAUGCUCACACACCUUAGGCACUUUUGUGAACAUCAGCUCACAUACAGGAAAAAUGUGGACGUAACUAGUAAUUUGCAAACACGCACACCGCAAACGUGUCAUGGAUUACGGUUCUGGUUCCUCAGGGAUGCAGCGGCCGAGCGGCGGUCGCACACAAAAAAAACAAAAAAAAACAAA
Thunnus maccoyii (southern bluefin tuna) is the source of this 7533-nucleotide messenger RNA. RefSeq names its product SREBF chaperone. NCBI's taxonomy places the organism in Eukaryota, Metazoa, Chordata, Actinopteri, Scombriformes, Scombridae. Gene Ontology annotation, cellular component: Golgi membrane; endoplasmic reticulum membrane. Bases 204 to 4268 code for a protein of 1354 amino acids. Gene Ontology annotation, molecular function: protein binding; sterol binding. The record is from RefSeq and is a predicted model, not a curated record. The transcript has 23 exons. Gene Ontology annotation, biological process: SREBP signaling pathway.